Messenger RNA from Zea mays, 4112 nucleotides. RefSeq names its product aconitase 2. The record is from RefSeq and is a predicted model, not a curated record. The transcript is spliced from 21 exons. The coding region runs from base 686 to 3055 and encodes 789 amino acids. NCBI's taxonomy places the organism in Eukaryota, Viridiplantae, Streptophyta, Magnoliopsida, Poales, Poaceae.
ACCAUCACUUGUUCUCUCUUCUCUCUCUCUCGUCGUGUGCCUGGGUCGACCAGCGACCUGGCUAGCUAGCUCUCCAGCUGCGCGCGCCAUGGCCAACCCAACAGAACCCAAAAUUUCACGAAGCCGAAUAAAUCGAACCGAAUUACCGUACUAGACAUACCGAAUGCGAGCUCUGCAUCCUGCCGCUCUGAUCCAUGGAGCAGCAGCCCCUCCAUGGGUGCCAGUGCCACACGCACACACCUCCACCGCCACACCUCCCCUGCCCCUCCCUCCGCCGCCGCCCACGGGCCUGCCGAACCCUCUCACUUCAUGGAGGUGCCACUAGAUUCAUCUGGACCUGCUACGUGCCCGCCUCGUCGACGUCACCACCGGCGCCAAGCCACAACCACGCGACGACGCUCUCCAUCGGAUCAGAGUCGGAGCUACCAAGCAUGCUUUCAAGCGUAUUUUGACGAGCCUGCUUAAGCCUGGCGGUGGUGAAUACGGCAAGUUCUUCAGCCUUCCGGCGCUAAAUGAUCCAAGGAUCGAUAAGCUUCCCUACUCUAUACGUGUUCUCCUGGAAUCAGCUAUCCGCCAUUGUGAUAACUUCCAAGUUACAGAGAGUGAUGUUGAGAAAAUCAUUGAUUGGGAGAACACAUCUCCAAAGCUGGCUGAGAUACCUUUCAAGCCAGCGAGAUGCAUUCUAAUGGACAACACUGGAGUCCCAGCAGUUGUAGACCUUGCAGCUAUGCGUGAUAUGAUGCCAAAGUUGGGAUGUGAUCCCUACAAGAUUAAUCCAUUGAUUCCCGUGGAUGCUGUUAUUGACCACGCAGUGCGAGUGGAUGUAGCAGGGACCUAUGAUGCAUUGGAUAGAAACGAGGAGCUGGAGUUCCAACGCAACAAAGAAAGGUUUGCUUUUCUUAAAUGGGCAUCCAAUGCUUUCCACAACAUGCAGGUUUUCCCUCCUGGUUCGGGCACUGUACACCAGGUAAAUCUUGAGUAUCUUGCCCGAGUUGUCUUCAACGAAGAUGGCAUUCUUUACUUCGACAGCGUGGUUGGCACAGACUCACACACCACUAUGAUUAAUAGUCUUGGAGUUGCUGGGUGGGGAGUAGGCGGUAUUGAAGCAGUCGUUGCAAUGCUUGGCCAGCCAAUGGGCAUGGUUUUGCCUGGUGUGGUUGGAUUCAAAUUGAGUGGGAAGUUACGGGAUGGUGUCACUACUACUGACAUUGUUCUUACCAUGACCCAAAUGCUAAGGAAGCACGGUGCUAUUGGCAAAUUCGUUGAAUUCUAUGGUGUUGGUGUGGGCGAGCUAUCUUUGCCUGCUAGGGCCACAAUUGCCAACAUGUCUCCAGAAUAUGGAGCUACCAUGGGCUUCUUCCCUGUAGACCAAGUAGCAUUGGACUAUCUCAAACUGACAGGCCGAAGCGAUGAAACUGUGUCGAUGAUUGAAGCAUACCUGCGAGCUAACAAAAUGUUUGUGGACAAGCAUGAGCCUGAGACGGAACGCGUUUUCUCUUCACAUCUGGAGCUGGACCUUAGUGAGGUGGAGCCUUGCGUUUCAGGCCCCAAAAGGCCUCAUGAUCGUGUCCCUUUGAAGGAAAUGAAGUCAGACUGGCAUGCUUGCCUGGACAACGAAGUUGGCUUCAAGGGCUAUGCGGUGCCAAAGGAACAGCAAGGCAAAGUUGUGAAAUUCGACUUCCAUGGAAGGCCAGCUGAAAUCAAGCAUGGCAGUGUUGUUCUUGCAGCAAUAUGUAGCUCCACAAACACAUCAAAUCCCAGCGUCAUGAUUGGUGCUGGCCUUGUGGCAAAGAAAGCCUGCGAAUUAGGCCUUGAGGUGAAGCCAUGGGUAAAGACAAGCCUUACCCCUGGAUCUGUGGUUGCUACCGAGUACUUGAAACAUAGUGGCCUUCAAGAUUAUCUGAACCAGCAAGGGUUCCAUGUCGCUGCGCAUGGUUGCGCCACUUGUGUGGGCAACUCCGGUGACCUGGAUGGAUCUGUAUCAGCUGCUAUCACAGAAAAUGAUAUGGUUGCUGCUGCGGUGCUGUCGGCCAACCGAAACUUCGAGGGGCGUGUGAACCCUCUCACUCGGGCUAACUACCUUGCCUCGCCGCCUCUGGUUGUUGCCUAUGCUCUUGCCGGCACUGUUGACAUUGACUUUGAGAAAGAGCCCAUUGGAGUUGGAAAGGGUGGUAAGGAAGUUUUCUUGAGGGACAUAUGGCCUUCAAACCAAGAGAUCGAUGAGGUUGUGGAGUCCAGCGUGCAGACUCACCUGUUCAAGAAAGUGUACGACUCAAUCAUGGAACGUAACCCUAGGUGGAACCAGCUGCCGGUUCCAAAGGAGGCACUGUACCCAUGGGAAGACAGGUCCACCUACAUCCGCAAGCCUACGUACCUGGAGGGCAUGUCCAUGACGCCGCCUGCAGCCCCGCCCACGGUGACGGAGGCCUACUGCCUGCUCAACCUUGGGGACAGCAUCACCACGGACCACAUCUCCUACUCGGGGAAGAUCCCCGAGGGCACACCUGCGGCCAAGUAUCUGCUCGAGUAUGGCGUGGAGCCCAAGAACUUCAGCUCCUAUGGUGGCCGCCGCGGGAACAACGAGGUGGUGAUGAGGGGAGCGUUUGCCAAUAUGAGGAUCGUGAAUAAGCUUCUUGAUGGCAAGGCUGGUCCCUGGACGAUCCAUGUUCCUACCGGGGAGAAGCUCUAUGUUUACGACGCGGCAAUGAAGUACAAGUCGGAAGGUCAUGACAUGGUCAUCAUUGCUGGCUCCGAGUACGGCAGUGGCAGCUCUCGUGACUCUGCUGCCAAGGGACCAAUGCUACUGGGUGUCAAGUCGGUGAUUGCAAAGAGCUUCGAGCGGAUCCACCGGAGCAACUUGGUGGGGAUGGGGAUCAUUCCUCUCUGCUUUAAAGCAGGAGAGGAUGCCGAUUCACUCGGCCUCACCGGACGUGAGCGCUACACCAUCCACCUCCCUACCAGCACCGCCGAGCUCAGUCCAGGCCAGGACGUGACCGUCACAACCCACGACGGCAGAUCCUUCACUUGCACUCUUCGCUUGGACACACAGGUAUAGUGCUGGGAAUUGGGCCGUGCCGGGCCGGCCCGGCCCAAGCCCAUCGUGCUUCGUGCCAAACGGGUUCGGGCCAAGAAAGCCCAAACAAUUUUUGGGCCGUGCCGUGCCAGCCCGAAGUGUAAAAACAGUGGCCCAGCCCGGCCCUAAACCACGCCGUGCCUUCGUUGGGCCGUGCCGGCCCAAACCCGGCCCGUAUAUUUGACCACAUAAAAUCAAAAUAUUAUUACCAUAUAAAGUUCAUAUCUUACUAAAUUAAAGAUAUUAAACAAUUAUAGCAUCAUUUAACCACAUAAACUCUAAAUAUAACAACAAUAUAAACUCAAUAUCUUACUAAAUUAAAGAGAUUAAACAGUUUGGGCUUAAUUGGGCCGUGCCGGCCCAAGCCCGGCCCAUCUAUGCGUGCCGUGCUGGGGGCCCGACGGGUCGGAAUUUGAGGCCCGGCCCAGGCCCGCCUUCGGGCCGUGCUAGCCCGGCCCAUAUUAUUUCGUGCCGGGCCGUGCUUUGGGCUCUUAUUUUCGGGCCGUGCUCGUGCUGGCCCGAAAAGCCCGGCCCAGAUUCGCAGCACUACACAGCUUGAGGUCACAUACUUCAACCAUGGAGGCAUCCUUCCCUACAUGGUCCGCAACCUGGCAGCACAGAUGAAAUAAGUUAAAAAGCAAGCUAGCUUAUUGGCGCGGUGGGAAUAAAUUAAAAAGGUACUCAGUGCCCCACGUAUUUGACGUAUGUCUGUAAAUAAGUGGCACAUUCGAGCGCUCUUCGCUCUGCCAUUGAGGUGGAUCGAAGCUGCCACAUAUUUUCUCCGCAGGACAUCGGCACGAAUUUUGUCUUAGCAAACCAGUUAAUUUUGUACUCUUUAGAUUCUUUAAUUGGUUCCAUGCUCUCUUUGGUACUUUUCAUGUCAGUUUGCUUUGCAAACAUUAUCAGCGUGCCCUUGUAGAUUUCGUAAUGGUUAUAUGUAUAUGCCCUAUUGAAAUUGUCAUUUUGCUUUGCAAAAAAAUAUCAGCGUGCCGUUGUAGAUUUUCAAAUGUAUAUGUCUGCCGUCAAACUCUCUCGUGAA